UGGGGCGAUACAAGUUAGGUUGAGCUUUGAAUGAGGGGCCAUCAUCCCGGCGGCUCGAAGGUGGAAAAUACAGUUUAUGUCUUUCUGGCCACAUUCACAAUGAACAAACUGUAUUUUUCCGACAGGCUCUUAAGAAACUGCUAAGCGUCCUUCCGUCGUCUUGUAAGGUGAGUGUGUUAUUAGCAGUGUAACGGGUUGAAUUGUAAGAGUCUGAGCGUGCAACAGACAUGUUUAUUUGUCUGUGACACAAAGUAGCAAGCUUGCUAGCGGAUUUUUCGUACUCUUUCUUUGGGAUGUGAGCGGGGUAGGAGGCAACGGAGAGAAGGGGGGGACUAGCAGUCAUUUCGAGACAAACGAGCAGGCUAUCUUCACAAUAACUACAGAUAGAUAUUGAUGUGAACGGGUUGUAAACAGGCUUGCCCUUUCAGAUUCCUCAUUCACUGAUUGUUUAGUGAGAGUCGCCGUUUGUAGCGUUAGCAUAUUCUCUCAACCGUCGCUAUUGGUGCAGGCUAUCGAUGUGCUUUCUUAGAAGUAACCCAAACAUAACCUACAAUAGGAGACAAAACGUAGCCUAUCAGGCAUACCGUUGUUAAUGUUGCCCCAAAGGCCUGGAAGGUAGCCUACUUUUGGUCAGCAUUACCAGUACACGAAAACAAUGUGGCUACAAAGGCACGUAUUGCGUUUUCUGGUUUUCUUACAUGUAGACCAGUGGUUCUCAACUGGUGGGUCCCGACCCAAAAGUGGGUCGCGGACACGUUCUGGAUGGGUCACGAAAAAAGUAGAUAUCAAUGAGAUGUUUGAUAUUUUCUGCACAAGCAACUUCAGUAGUUGUCAUCCUCACGUUGUGCUCUGGAAUGCACUUAACUCAGUGAAACAAGUUGAUAUAUGUUGAAGACUUGAGUCUUUUAAAGGUUUUUUUUUAAUAUAAAGAAUUAUUUUUCUUGGUUUGAAUUCUAUAAGGGCGCGUUCACACCACCCUCGUUUAGUCCGGUUGAACCGAACCCUGGAGCGUUUACCCCCUUGGUGCGGUUUGUUUCGGUUGGUGGAAACGCUGACCUCGAACUCUGGUGCGGACCAAAUAAACGAACUCUGGUCCGCCUGAAGAGGUGGUCUCGGACCGCUAUCAAGUGAACUCUGGAGCGGUUCAUUUCAUCCACACCAAUCACAGGAAACGCACCACACAGGUCAUUAAUGCCUGUCGCCGUCUCGUCUUAAUCCGUCCGUUGUUUGCAGCACGUGAACUCUGGAAUAUAUUAAUUAAUGCCGCAGUUUGCGCUCGCUGGCUAACGAGCCGUUCAUACGCGCGAUUGACCAGCGUCUUUUGAUACGCGCUCCAGAUGAGUAGCAAAAGCAAAAUCAGCCUAUGAUGCUACAUGACAGGCGAAGACAGCAGAGCAGGGUUUGUAUUCCUGCAUAAACUAAUGACCAAUAACCGAAUGAUAUUCGCGGUCACGUGACUUUCGGUUCCGUUUUCUGGAGCGAUUGAGUUUGUCCUUAGUGAACGCAAACUGGACCAGUUAAACAAUCAAAACAAAUGUUUCGUCUUGCCUUGGAUUCAAAUCAGGAAACGGACCUUUAGGUGUGAAUACGACCUAAAAGUGGGUCGCGACUUAAGUAUCAUGGGAAAAUGUGGCUCCCAGAGUGAGACCAGUUGAGAACCACUGAUGUAGACUUUUUACUCAGUGUGAGAGAGGCUCCCUUAGAGCAUUUCAAGGAGUCUCACCUGGGACUCCCAAUCAGUUUUGUGGUUGUUUGAGAUUAUUCAGCCUACAUUGUGCAUCAAUCCUUGAAUCAAAGUUGAUUGUAUCAUUUGGCCAAUGCAUCAACGGCCAUACUCAAGGUUAAGUCACGUCAGGACAUUAGUACAGUAUCAGAAAACAUGUUAUUCUAACCCUGCAAAUAUGUAAUUCAUGAUGGCCAUCAUAAACAACAUGCUUCAAUGAGUGACACCGAUCAACUGCAGAUAUUGAGAUUAAAACACUUGCCAAUUAUUUUCAAGGAAGGUCCAUCUUGUUCCGAAAACCAUCCAUACUUCUUGCUCCAUUGGUAAACAGUCCAAGGGUUAAGCCUGUAAUAUUAAUUCUCAGAAGGAGCUUGAACUUUCAUUGGAGAAUGUCGAGGACAGUUAUCCCUUAUCCCAGCGGAGCUGAUUGGAGAACACUGUGCUGGAGGUCAUAAUUAGUGUGUGUUUGUGUACGGAGAGAGGGCAGAAGAAAGAGACACAUAGAUAUUUAAAUAUACAUAUAUGAAUGUGCAUGCGUAACACACGAAUAUUACGGACACCUGAGCAAUCUGUGUAUAUUAAUCAAUGAUCACACAUAGAUGGUGGAUUGGAGUGUGUUAUAUUGUUAGAUACAAUUAAGGUGUUCCUUUUGUUUUGUCUCUUCAUUAAUCAUCACCUGUCCGACCAUUUUAACUUAAACAGAAAAUGUGUAUGCUUGGAAAACUGUAGUAGAGCUGUUGCUCUGAGUUGCACUUUUAGACCUAUUGUAGUCAUCUUUUUAGAGUGAAUUAUUAUGCAGUACUUUGUUUAUAAAGCUUUAUUUUCCUUAUUGUAUUGCCCUUUGAGUUAACAAUUAUUGAUGCCUCCUUUUUCUACCCUCUGUCUCGUAGGUUUCGCUGGAUGCAGACGACGCUGUACCCCGAGUUGUUAACUUUUAUUUUGACAUUUGCCAAGACCUCUGUAAAUGCCUUAGGUCUGACAUAAAUUAGAUUUAAAGACAAACACAUUUGUAUUUGCUUUUUAUAGUUCUCAGAACUCCAAACUACAGCCACCACCAGUUUCACCCUCCUUCCCCCGUCCCCUUCGUUCCACGUCUGCUCAAUAAGAUCAUUAAGACAAAUUUAAGGAACACACACAAGCACAAGCUACCAUGUCCUCCAUCCUACCCUUCACUCCCCCGGUAGUGAAACGCCUCUUGGGCUGGAAGAAGACCCCGGCAGGCAGUGGAGGGGCAGGGGGAGGAAUUGGAGGGGUAGGCGAGCAGAACGGAGGAGGACAGGAGGAAAAAUGGUGUGAAAAAGCUGUGAAGAGCUUGGUGAAGAAGCUGAAGAAGACCGGGCAGCUGGAUGAGCUGGAGAAAGCCAUCAGUACACAGAACAGCAACACAAAGUGUGUCACCAUACCAAGGUGAGACUAAGACACACACACACACACAGGGUAUCCCUCAUUUUCAUAUCUUUCAGAUUUUUCAUUCAACUGCAAACUCAGGUUAUCAAAUGUUUUUAUACUUCAGUACUUUCCAGGGCUUUGUCUUUUUGAAGUAAUUGUAUGUUAAUUUCUCAUGGGAUCGUAUCAAAAGCACCACUACUUAAUGAAAAGCAAGCAGUGGUGGUCUAUCAAUAUAAAGAUAAAGUAAUGUGAGAGAGUGCCAGUAAAAAGAUGUUUCCAAGGCGUUCUGCUCUUUUUAACACACAUUUACACCAGCAGAAAUGUGCCAGAGUCGUGCUCAGCUGCAAACAUAGACAUACACAGGCUGGUGUAGCAAUUAUGCUAAUCAAAACUGUGAGGUAAUCCACAUAUUGCCCCACCUGUUUAAACACAUGGUCUUUGACAUUGUGUCUGAAAAGUGCAGCAAACAGCAAGUUUAUAAGCUGUCAUUUCAACCAAGUGGACAGUUGUUUCCCCUACAUUAAAAUCAGUAAAAAGAAUUAUUCUGAUUAGAGUCUUGAUCUGAAAAUAAACCUGAUGGGUUUUUUUCAAUCAAACUAGUGGUUAAAUUAAUUAACUGUUUCAGCACUACAUCACAAGUAAUGACCACAUCACUGGGGGAGUGGUGGUGGGUGUCAGGAGAAAAAAAAACACACAAAUUGGCAGAAAGAGAAGUCUUUCUUGGACAAAAAAGCUCUACUUCCCCAAUGUGUUGUUACAUAGUUAAGCAAGGCAGCAGAAGUGAAACCUGAUUGGAGGAAACACAUGUCCCUCAUAUGAUGUCCGGCAACCUCGAGUUUUUUUGCUCCUUAAGAAUUCUUUAACGAAAGCUUAUAAGUGUUAACCCAGUUAAUAUAGUAUAGAGUCAAAGUUCUGCUCCUUGGUGUGUUUGAUGGCUAUUGUCUUGACAUUGUCUGCUUUACCUGAUCUUAAAUAUAGUACCGACUACAGUUCUUAAGAGGUUUGACAGCGCAAAUCUAUAUAAAAAUAAAAUGUACUAGUUCAGUUGUAAGUUUGCGUUUGUCAUUUGUUACUUUUUCCUGUAAAGACUCUUUGAAUUAUUUGAAUACAUUGAACUUCUCUUUGGGGGUAAAUGGGGGGGGGGUUGCAUAUAUCAACCAGGGUCUUAAGUUGCACAGCUAUGUAGUAAUUUGUAAUAUUUGGAAGAGAGAGGCCUCCUUAUUCCUUGGAUAGUUGAGUCCAACUAUAAGGACUUUUGUGAGCAGGUUGACCAGGACAUUUCAUCUUUAUCUGAAGUCAUGAGCACCAUUUGCAUGUAGAAAAAAAGUUUAUGUUGUAUUUUUUCAUUUCCUUUUGUCUCGUCUCAACACACUCUGUGUAGUCUGUUGAGUGUCUUUGGAUCCUCAUUCACACACCACUAUUAGUAAAUGCACACUGUUUAACCGGCUGCUUCACAAUAUAAUUUUUAUAUCAUAGAAAAUAAAUUCAGAAAAGCGCAUCCUGUUAAAAGUCAACGUCAAUCAGUGCAAGACUUUUUCUUAAAUCCACAUAAAUCCUUCAAAAAGCAGUGAAAUGAUCAGAUAUGUUAAUUUCCAGAUGUUUUAUAUCAGCUCCUGUGAGAAAUUGGUGCGUGUUAUUUUUUAUAUCUUGAGUUUUCAAAGUCUGCCAUAAUUCAUGAGCAGCUUUCUCUUUGUGAAACACUGCUUUGUCUCAUGAUCAUCUGUCAACUGGUCAGUGUCCUCCUUCAUUAAACAGCCUAAAGUAUCUGUCUGUGAUUUCAUCCUACUAAGUUGGAAUGAAACACCUCAUUAAGACCAUCUUUUUUGUUUUUCUUUUACAUUUUUUUGCACUUGUCCUUUUGUGUAUGCAUGUUUUGUGUGUCUGUGUGUGCGCAUGAUUGUGUUUCUGUAGCAAUUGCUCAGAUCUAUGGGGUCUAGGCUCAGGCCACACGAUAGAGCAGUGGGACUCUGCAGGCAUGUAUGGAUACCCAGAGCACAGCAGGUGAAUAUACUCACACACACUCAAACAUAGCGAACUUGCUGUUCUUCUCUUCUCUUCACACAUGCAGUAAAAACGGUCUUGUCCAUGUUUUGCAUCAGUGUUCAGUCAUCUUUUGUAAACUACAAUGUCAUUGCAUAAUGAUCUGUGAAGCCAUCUCUGUUUAUCAAAGUCAUCCAAGGUACUAGAGUGCAUCUCAUGUAACAAAACUAUCAGUAAAUGGUGAAAGGACCGAUUCAAAGAGGAUUAGUGUCAGCUGUAGUUCAGUGACAAUUCUUGAGCGAUCACUUUUUCAACCUUAAGGCUUUUUGCUGAAACAAAGUAGCAACCUGAGCCUCACUGGUGUGUAAGAACUUCUCAUUUCUAUUUCUGCUCAGGUCGCUCGACGGUCGUCUUCAGGUGUCCCAUCGUAAAGGCUUGCCCCACGUCAUCUACUGUCGCCUAUGGAGAUGGCCGGACCUUCACAGUCACCAUGAGCUGAGGGCCAUUGAUGCCUGCCAGUAUGCUUUCAACCUCAAAAAGGACGAAGUCUGUGUCAAUCCCUACCACUACCAGAGAGUGGAGACACCUGGUAAAGAUCAUCUUUGAGAUUACAUGAAAUACUUUUUACUCAAAAUAGUCAGAGCUGUGAUCUCCAAGCUGCCCCCAAUAGGUCUCAACCCUAAACUUUUUUACUUGUAAUUUUAGCUAUUAGUGUAGUGGUGUCUGUUUUUAUUCCAUGUGAUUUUUUUCUUUAAUGUUAAACUGAAUUUUUGCAUUGUAAAGAAAAUCGUGUUUGUCUCUCUCCAGUGCUGCCCCCGGUGUUGGUUCCACGGCACACAGAGAUUCUGACAGAGCUUCCACCUCUAGAUGACUUCACCAACUCCAUCCCUGAAAACACCAACUUCCCAGCUGGCAUUGACCCUCCCAAUAACUAUAUACCAGGUGAGUGAAGUCUAACAAACAAACAAAAAGAGAAACAGUUAGUCAGUGUUUACAGAUUCUGUCUGUUUUAUGCUUUUUAAGUUUGAAAGUUUAUGACAUCUGCAUCACACACAUUUAUGCAACUUAAAAACCUCUUUAAACCUGAAAAACUGAAGUGGUUUAAAAAAAAAAAUAAAGGUUAGGCUACUUUUUUUCUUUUCAAAGCAUGCCUUUCUGUCAAACUGGAUGAUAAAAAUAUAUAUAUUUUGUGCAUCAGUUUGUCACCUCACUUUUAAGAGUUGUGACUAAGUUCUGGUGAUAAUUCCUAACUUAAUUAAAUGCCAGAAACCACUUUUAGUGAAGUAUUUUUUUCAGUGUGUCAUAAAAAUUGAAGGAUUUGAGUUUGGUCACUGGUUGCAGAUCAAACAAAUCAAACAAGUCUUUUAAAGCUUUUUUUAUAGAGUCCUUGAAAGUGUCCAGACUUUAGCUUGUAUUUUAUUUUGAUUCAAAUCGAUUUCUCUCACCUUUUAAACUGUCUGUAAUUAGCUCAUCAACACUCGUGCAUGCUUGUAAUUGUUGUAAUUGUUGUAGCCUCUCCCCCGGCACGCUCAGUCUAUCACGCAUGGAUUCACUCGCCUGCCUCCUGCUCCUCUCUCUGCUCUUCUUCACCUGUGGCUGCCUGAUAGCUCAUACCACUAUUUGCAAAACUUGUACAACGGUUCACCGUUGAUCUUGGUGGGAGCUACAACUCCUAAACGUUGUGCCACACUGAUCGCCCAGCUCUAAUUCACAUUGUAUGCUUGUGUGUGUUUUGUUUUGUUUUUUCUUUGUUGCAGAGACUCCCCCACCGGGCUACAUCAGUGAAGAUGGAGAGACCAGUGACCAGCAGAUGAAUCAAAGUAUGAAAAACAGGCAGACUGAGAGCUGUGUUAGUGUUAGCAGACAAAGACACAUCAAAAAGAGAAGAAGAUGAUCUUUGACAACUUUUAACUAAUGCCUCUCAUUAUUUACCCCAAAUCUAAACACUUGGAUGUGUCCUUUUUUUUUUCUCUAAGGCUCACCAGCAGAAAUGUCACCAAAUACCCUGUCACCUGUCAGUCAUAGUUUGGGUAAGACGGCGCUAUUUCUGAUUUCCACCAGUACGACGUUAAUGUUGUAGCUUGACAAUACGAACUUCUUAGUGUAAAGAAAUGUGAGAGAGAAUCGUGUUUGAUAUUGUGAAUGGACAGUAAUAGUUGCAUUUGUCAACAGUGAGUUAUUCAAAUGGAAACAUUUCAAUCUCUUGGAAAAGAAGGAAUAUCUAAAGUAUCUCCUCGAUUUCUUUUCAGACCUUCAGCCUGUCACCUACAGCGAGCCGGCUUUCUGGUGCUCAAUAGCCUACUACGAAUUAAACCAGCGGGUUGGGGAAACUUUCCACGCCUCACAGCCAUCCCUCACAGUGGAUGGAUUCACCGACCCUUCCAACUCUGAACGUUUCUGUCUGGGGCUUCUCAGCAAUGUUAACAGGAACGCAACUGUCGAGAUGACAAGAAGACAUAUAGGUACAAGAGUACACACUCAUCAGAAAUCAUCUUUUAAAGUUAGUUGUAUUUUACAGAGUAACAUGUCCGAAUUAAGGAGAGUAUCGGUUACAAAACUGAAAAAAAAAUGUAGGCCCAUGUCAAAAAUAAAAGUUAAUACAUGGAGAGACUAUUAAACUGUAUUUCAGCCCUUUUCAUCUUUGCAUUUCAUCUCUCUUGCACCAAGGUCGUGGCGUGAGGUUGUAUUAUAUCGGAGGGGAAGUGUUCGCAGAGUGCCUCAGUGACAGUGCCAUCUUUGUCCAGAGUCCCAACUGCAACCAACGAUACGGCUGGCACCCCGCCACUGUCUGCAAGAUACCACCAGGUUUAUUCACAUCUUACAGAAUCACAAAUACAGCCUCUGUGGUUGAAACGCAGCCUCUUAUUAUCCUUGCAGUGAUCUAAGUGGGCAGGGAUCCUAUAUAUGUUCUUUGUAAGGAGAUAUAUAUAGAUGUACUUUUGUCCCUUUGAAGACAGUCUGAUUCAGCUCUUGAUGGUUAUGAUUUGAUUCUUGGGUUUAAAUUGAUUAGAUUCAGUAAAAUCUGAUGUGAUUCACAAUUGAAAAACUGUUUAGUCCCCCAAAGUAAUUUCUUCAGUCUGAUGUAACUGAAAAAAUAUAUAACAGAAAAUAAAGAUGAGAAUGUCUGAGAGCUUGUAACGUUUGUAAGUGAGCAGUAUGAACAGUAUCAUUACCAAGGAGCAGACUUGUACAUAAAGCAGUAAGGUCAUUGACCCGUGUAGAUAAUCAGAGAUCUACUUGUAAGAGUUGCCAUUAAUGUACGGUACACCCACUCCUCAUAUUAGCAGUGCUGCCUUUGUUUUGAAGUCAUAUGUUUUUAAAGUCCACAUUCGCCUGAACUAUCUGAUGAUACUGAUGACCAACGAUUGAACUAAAACUCUCCUUUUCUUUUUUUUUUAAGGCUGUAAUCUGAAGAUUUUUAAUAACCAGGAGUUUGCUGCACUGCUCGCCCAGUCAGUCAAUCAGGGCUUUGAGGCGGUCUACCAACUAACCAGGAUGUGCACCAUCAGAAUGAGCUUCGUCAAGGGCUGGGGAGCAGAGUACAGGUAAGUUAUACACUCAGGGUUCCUACACAGUUGGAAUUUAAUUAUUUUUCUGUACCCUACAUUUUAGAAUUAUUUUUGGAAAUACCUACUUCUCUAUCUUAGAAAGCAGUAUUUCCAGAACUGUGGUAAAAGUCUGGAAACAUAUAUAUUUUUCAUACUUUAUUUUUCAUUUUCCAAAUUUAUUAAGACCUGGAAAUUGAUCAAAUUGAUUUCCAUACUUGUGUAGGAAUUUCACUGUGACACUGAAGUAUAUCCGUAUCUGAAAAAGUGUCACACAGACGGAUGUGAUUCUUCAGGGUUGAUCUUAAAUUCCCACAUGAACAAUGGGAAUAUGAAGACAACAGCUCUGAUUGCUCACUCAGUGCACGUUGAGGUGUUAUAUGUGACAAAAGUGGAGAAAACUAGAGCUGCAUUAUGGCAGGAUGGAUAAUUGAGAAGUUACAGAUUUCUGUGGUAAAUGGACAAAAAAAAACUAACAUGUAAGUUUUCACAUCAUUAUUCAACAAUUAACAGUGCAUGGGGAUAAAUGAUCGAUCUUAUAGGCUCUGUUGGAGGAAGACAUCUUUUUCAAAAAUGUGUGGGUACAGUAACUCAUGCCUGUGGUUUGUAGAUCUGCGGGUAUUAGGGUUGGGCCUCUUAGGUAUAAGGCUGAUACAAUACACAUUUAGAUACAAUGUCUUUGAUGCGAUGUAUUAAAGAUACAUGUGUGGUAUUAUGCGAUCCAAUACGAUACGACUCACACCCAAAUCACGGCACAGAGCUACUUCGGGAUUUGCUCUACAGACUACGCUAUCUCUCUUCAAACUUUGUUGUAGAGGGCAGAGAUCUGCUUUUGGGGUCCAAGACAAAGAGGAGGUGUUUGAAACCUCUAUUUUCUAUUACACUGGAAGGCUGAAUGUCUUUGCAGAUAAGGAAUGCUAAAGCAUACCUUAUUGCCAUUGAGCACGUAGAGUUUUUCACAAGCGAGGCAUGGAAAAUACUUUGCAACACUUUGGUCACCAUUUUUGGAGCUGCUGGCUGCAGGCGAAUUUGAGCUGGAAACUGAGGAGACGGGGGCGCUAGCAGACCCCUCCAUGACAAGACCGUGGUGCCGAGUUAUCAGGUUAGUCGUACUGUCAGUGUAUUUUACAGCAGCGCGGCACAUUCCUUCUCACUGCUAGUAUUGAUCCGCGGCACAUGUAGUGCAUCCGCGGAGCUGAUACUUUAGUUUGUAGUGUACAUCCGUAAGUCCGAAGAAAUAAUGCCUUCAAAAUGGUGCGGUAACGUAAAAAUAAAAGUCAUGUAUUAAACGAAUCGGAUUGCAUCGAUACAAACGUACAAUAACGAUACAUCUCGAUAUGCAUUCAAAACGGCAUUGCGUAUCGACUUGUAUCGGUUAAUCUUCUCAUCCCUCGUGGGUAUGGAUUAUAAAUCUGCGAUCACUGCCUUUUUUUGACUUGAUUAGGCACCUGGGGGGUCUGUUGUGAUUUAACGUUAAUUGGCGAUCAUCACCUCACAUUUUUGUUUAUUGUAAGUUAUCUUUGCACAGGAGUAUGAUUACUAGGCUAAUUUGUAAAGGCACCUUUACACUUUUUGAAUGAGAGAAAACAAAAUGUAUGAACUGCAUUAGUUUUGUUUUUUAAAAAGAAGACACCACUCAAAAUUGUUAAGUCUUAACAUGAAACACUGACAUAAAUUGGGGGCGAAUGACACUUUUAAUGAACUCCUCUUACAGUUGUGAUUAAUCAACUUUCGGCCUCCUCUGGAAACAAAGCUCUAACUGAUGUGUUUCAUCUCUACAGACGACAGACGGUAACAAGCACACCCUGUUGGAUUGAGUUGCAUCUUAACGGCCCCCUCCAGUGGUUGGAUAAGGUACUGACCCAGAUGGGCUCACCAUCGGUGCGCUGCUCCAGUAUGUCCUAAAGCGGGAUCUGCUGCUGCUGCAGCCCACACUUAGUCGAAAUGACAUUCCACAACAUUUGAUCAGUAUGUCCUUGGAGAAACCACCAUGCAGUCUUGAUCUCAUGUCGUAACAACAUCAUGAAUAUGUACACAGAAAAGGAAGGAUUUCAUAUUGUACCUUUUAGGAUUGGGGAAAGACUUUGCUGAUGAACAAAAGUGGGUGUGGUGACAGUGAUGUCACAGCGGGCCUGAAUACUUGGGGCGCCGUCGGACUACAAUUGACAUUCCAGUAAUGAUGGACCUACUAGUUGAAAUCACCCUGCAACAUUCGAAUAAGCAGAGUGAUGUUGUAAAUGACCAGAUCAGGUAUUUGACUCAGGCUGUGCUCAUGAAGGAACAGAGCGGGAUGGACCUUCGUUCUGUUCAUGACGAGUGAAUGGCCGUUCUGAAAUAGCACAUGUGACUUUCUAGUUGAAUAAAAGUCUCUCCAGCCCACUUUCCAGCCCUUUCGCUUCGGUACCUACCAACCACAGCACAACUUUGAUUCUGUCAACACAAGACAAGUAGUUCUGACACUCCGGGAUCUUAUUUUACCAAAGUCAUCUUUAUGUCCAGGCGUGUGUUGGUGACCAAACUUUAACUCCAGUUUGAACUUGGAUUUCCAUUUUUCUUGUUGUUUUUUUGUCGAGUAUUAUCAUGAUCCCAGCCCAACGGUAAUUGGCCUGUGUGCAACGGUCAUGUACUAAAACACAGACAACCUUUAAAGUUCAGUCAGCAUGUAAUUUUUUUUUACAACUAUGCUUGGCAAAAUAAUCUUCUCUGUGUGUGUUUGGUGUCCAUCGGUCUCGUGUGCGUACGGGGGGAGGGACAACUUUUAGUGUAAAAGAAAGAGAGUUUUUUUUUAUCAUUAUUUUCUUCUGUACGGUUUAGUUUUUAGUCUGAUCAGCAUGAACAAAUCAGAGUGAGCUAUGGAGCGCUCAGCCCAGGAGAGUUCAGGUAACUCCACUAGAAAGCCAACACCUCCUCCCCUCAAUCCAUCUCUAUGUCUCUUUUGCUUUGCUUACGUUUCCUUUUCUCACUUUCUGCCAAACAGGUAAAAAACAAACAUCAAUUUUGAAUUCAGCUAACAUUCAUGACGUUGUGUUUCUCCUGAUGAGAUGUUUGGACUUAUGCACAUCUGUUCAGUAAUUGACAAUUUAAUGAUACUUAGAAGAUUAAAGUCCUGCAUCGUGGGACUUUAAAAAAAAAAAAAGCUUUGACUUGCACUGCCCCAAAUUAUGCACCCAUAGUAUUGUAACUAGAAAGUUGCCUUUGAUGUAAAUUAUAGCGAGAUAAGCUUUGAAAUGUGACAUAGGAAUGUAUAAAAGCCCAACUGAAGUGAUUUUAUUUUGAAUUGGCUUCUUGCGGUGUGUCAAUAUGAUUUGUUUUGAAUUUGAGAGAGAUUUACUGCCCUGUUUAAAAAAAAUCAAGUACCUGCAGUGGUAUUCUUAAGUCCAAAUCUUUUCAACUCAAAGUGUUGAAGCUUUAAGUAUUAGAUUAGUUAAGAUACACAGUUAUUUUUUUCUUUACAUGUUUUUUGGACUACUUUUGUAUUUUAAUGGUUUUUUUUUUCUUUUUUAAUCUAUGACUAUAUUUAAUAUCUGAUGCAUUCUUCCUUUUAAACAAAGUUACUUAUUUUUGUAGAAUAUGCCCUCUGUGUGAUGAUGAUUGACGAAUCACGUAGCAUAGGAUGUUACAUUUUCAUUCAUGCUCCUGAAACUGGCUCAAGUAAUUCAAAUGAUGUACAUUUUGACUGAGUGUCAAAGUCACCAGAACUAAACCUUAUGCUCCUGCUUUGGUGUAUUUUUCAGCUUUCAUAGCUGCUAAAAAAAAAAGGUAGCCAUCUGUUUUUCUAUUAUGUUGUCUGUUUAUCUCUGUAGGUGAGGCCAAAAUAAUGACAUAACUCACCAUCCUGGCAAAACCUAUGAAAGAGGAUUCAACCACAAGAAGAGAAAAAAUAAUUACAGGAGGGAGAUUUUUUAAAUGUCCAUUUCAAGAUUAAAAAAAUUGAAAUUCCCUGAAAAAAUUUGAAAUUUAAUAAUUUCACCACUAUACAUGACAUUUCGUAAUUUUGACAUUUUGACUUUAAUCUCGAAUUUUCAAUUUUUAAUCUUGAAAUUUUGACUUUAUUGACAUAUUUUAGAUUUUUUUAAUCUUGGAAUUUCGACUUUAAUCUCAAAAUUUCAACUUUAAUCUCCUUCCUGUAUCUAUUUUCUAUUUUUCUUCAUGUGGCCCUAAUCCUCUCUCGUAAAAACCUCUGUGUCACUGAACUUAACUGGUGCUGAAAACCCUUAAACAGUUUAAGAUCAGCACAUAUAAACUUAAACUGGGGUGCAGUGUUGAAAAAUUUUCAUCUUGGUCCUUUUGGGACUGUGAUCGUUGCAAAUAAAUUGUUAUAAGAUGUUAAUUUUCACUAACAAAGAGGACGCUGUUUGGAGCUAAUAUCAUCAAGCAGCUGGGCAGGAAGUAAGUAAAAAUCCCCCAAACUCCACAAUCUCAGAAUUCUGUCACCUAUAGCACUAUAGGACAGGUUUUUCUUUUCAUCCUUUUUGAUGCUUGGUCGCUGAAAAUCGAUGAGUGCUGCAAAUUUACAGAAAGUGUGUUUUCAUGCAGAUGUCUUAUAAUUCAAUGUUACAUUCUUGUUAGGGUGUCUAACUCCUCAAAAACUUUUCAUGGGUCACAAAAAUCUCCACGAGGCUGAAUGUCAGCACUUGUGAAGCUUAGAACCUGCAAAAAGGAGAAAAACACAGAUGUGGUUUUCCUGGUAGCAUUUCUGGAAUCAUGGAAACGCCCUCUUGCCUCACUACAUCUGCGCUCACGCUGACACAUUCCAGAUAACUUAUUUGACUUGACAGGUUUGUAGAAACCAAACAGUGGUCUUGAAUUACUGCAAAAUUAUACUCGUAUGCAUGUGAAAAGGUUUAAAUUGAUUAUUUGAUCAUUCACUUCUGCCAAAGGACUGUUUUAGUCAUCACCAAACAUACUUUGGUUAGAUAAUCAUAAAAUGUCUGGGACAGAAAUUCAGAAAUCUUAACCCUCAGUCACACAUUUAGCAUCCUGCAGAAGUUCUGUACAAUAAGGCGAUGUUUCAGCACAUGGACCAAACAAAAUUUUACCUUUUUAAAUUUUCUGUGUUCAGUUUCGAAUCAUAACUUCUUCCUCUAUCAAGCAUCCUGAAGGGUCAAAUACAAAGCAAUCUCUUGUAACCAGACUGAAACCUGCCAACUGAAAAUGUGUGUGUUUGUGUGUCUUAUUGCUGGUCAGCUUUUUUCCCCCCUCUCAUCCAAACAUGAACUUAACUGGACUGUGAUAAGCUGAUACAAAUGCUGCAAGGUAAUAAUGUUGUUUCUCAUGAGAUUGUUUCAUCGAUUACACACUUUUGUCCUAUGCAAUGGCAUCAAAUUGUUCGGACUGUAUGCUGAAAAAAAAAAAAAAACUACAACCAGAAAUAUUCACUUCGGUUUCUGAUAGUUUGACAUGCUGUUUUAUGCGCAUUGCCAGUGUUUGACUAAAGCCUUUGUAUCUACCUUUUUUAUUAGUGCCACCCAACAUCAUUCACAAAAAAAUGAAUAAAAUAAAAAAUACAGCUUGUCUCCAUUCAGGCUGAUUUCCAUUUCCAUGUAGGCUCACCUUUUGAGGACCCACAUUCCUACUUACAGAAAACAGUGUUUUUCUUUUUUUAUGUGAUGAUAAUUGUAUACCUCCAAAUAAGCCUUUUUUUAAAUGAAAUCCUAUGAGAAUGGCGUAUUGGAGAAAGUGAUGCUUUCACAUGUAACAAGUGAUGUUCUUGUAUAGUCAUUCAUUAAUUUACCAUUCAGACUUUUUUUCUAGAGCAUUUUCCAUUAGAGAACUUGCUGUUAGGAUUUCUUUCUUCAAACAUUGAUGGUCUUCAUAGACUUUCCAGCUAUUCCAGAUAAACCAACUCUUUUGAUGAUGCACACCAAUAAAGCUGUUUUAAUUGAAA
Molecule: messenger RNA, 14524 nt
Organism: Xyrichtys novacula (pearly razorfish)
Lineage: Eukaryota; Metazoa; Chordata; Actinopteri; Labriformes; Labridae
Source: the annotation of a GenBank genome assembly